This is a messenger RNA of Neomonachus schauinslandi (Hawaiian monk seal), 5445 nucleotides long. Its product is annotated as myosin-8. Gene Ontology annotation, molecular function: cytoskeletal motor activity; ATP binding; actin filament binding. The coding region runs from base 1 to 5445 and encodes 1814 amino acids. The transcript is spliced from 37 exons. Lineage: Eukaryota; Metazoa; Chordata; Mammalia; Carnivora; Phocidae. Gene Ontology annotation, cellular component: myosin complex. The record is from RefSeq and is a predicted model, not a curated record.
AUGAGUUCAGACCAGGAAAUGGCCAUUUUUGGGGAGGCAGCUCCGUACCUCCGAAAGUCUGAAAAGGAGCGCAUUGAGGCCCAGAAUAGGCCCUUUGAUGCCAAGACAUCUGUCUUUGUGGCGGAGCCCAAAGAAUCCUUUGUGAAAGGGACCAUCCAGAGCAGAGAAGGAGGGAAAGUGACGGUGAAGACGGAAGCUGGAGCGACUCUGACAGUGAAAGAUGAUCAAGUCUUCCCCAUGAACCCUCCCAAGUACGACAAGAUUGAGGACAUGGCCAUGAUGACCCACCUGCACGAGCCCGCUGUGCUGUACAACCUCAAGGAGCGUUACGCAGCCUGGAUGAUCUACACCUACUCGGGCCUCUUCUGCGUCACCGUGAACCCCUACAAGUGGCUGCCGGUGUACAACCCCGAGGUGGUGGGUGCCUACCGAGGCAAGAAGCGCCAGGAGGCCCCGCCCCACAUCUUCUCCAUCUCCGACAACGCCUAUCAGUUCAUGCUGACAGACCGAGAGAAUCAGUCAAUCCUGAUCACCGGAGAAUCUGGUGCAGGGAAGACCGUGAACACCAAGCGUGUCAUCCAGUACUUUGCAACAAUUGCAGUCACUGGGGACAAGAAGAAGGAGGAAGCUACGUCUGGCAAAAUGCAGGGGACCCUUGAAGAUCAAAUCAUCAGCGCCAACCCCCUACUGGAGGCCUUUGGCAACGCCAAGACCGUGAGGAAUGACAACUCCUCUCGCUUUGGUAAAUUCAUCAGAAUCCACUUUGGCACCACAGGGAAGCUGGCUUCUGCUGAUAUUGAAACAUAUCUGCUAGAGAAGUCUAGAGUUACUUUCCAGCUUAAGGCGGAAAGGAGCUAUCAUAUUUUUUAUCAGAUCACAUCGAACAAGAAACCAGAACUAAUUGAAAUGCUUCUGAUCACCACCAACCCAUAUGACUACCCAUUUGUCAGUCAAGGGGAGAUCAGUGUGGCUAGCAUUGAUGAUCAAGAAGAGCUGAUGGCAACAGAUAGUGCUAUUGAUAUUUUGGGCUUCACUAAUGAAGAGAAAGUCUCCAUCUACAAGCUCACAGGGGCUGUGAUGCAUUAUGGGAACUUGAAGUUCAAGCAGAAGCAGCGGGAGGAGCAGGCUGAGCCAGAUGGCACUGAAGUUGCUGACAAGGCGGCCUAUCUCCAGAGUCUGAACUCUGCUGACCUGCUCAAAGCCCUCUGCUACCCCAGGGUCAAGGUCGGCAAUGAGUACGUCACCAAAGGCCAGACUGUAGAGCAGGUGACCAACGCUGUGGGCGCUCUGGCCAAAGCCAUCUACGACAAGAUGUUCCUGUGGAUGGUCACCCGCAUCAACCAGCAGCUGGACACCAAGCAGCCCAGACAGUACUUCAUCGGGGUCUUGGACAUCGCCGGCUUUGAGAUCUUUGAUUUCAACAGCCUGGAGCAGCUGUGCAUCAACUUCACCAACGAGAAGCUGCAACAGUUCUUCAACCACCACAUGUUCGUGCUGGAGCAGGAGGAGUACAAGAAGGAGGGCAUCGAGUGGACCUUCAUCGACUUCGGGAUGGACCUGGCUGCCUGCAUCGAGCUCAUCGAGAAGCCCAUGGGCAUCUUCUCUAUCCUGGAAGAGGAGUGCAUGUUCCCCAAGGCCACAGACACCUCCUUCAAGAACAAGCUAUAUGAACAGCAUCUUGGGAAGUCGGCCAACUUCCAGAAGCCCAAGGUUGUCAAAGGCAAGCCUGAGGCGCACUUCUCUCUGAUCCACUACGCCGGCACCGUGGACUACAACAUUGGUGGCUGGCUGGACAAGAACAAGGACCCCCUGAACGAGACCGUGGUCGGGCUGUACCAGAAGUCUGCAAUGAAAACUCUAGCUAACCUCUUCUCUGGGGCUCAAACUGCCGAAGCAGAGGCGAGUGGUGGUGCCAAGAAAGGUGGCAAGAAGAAGGGCUCUUCUUUCCAGACAGUGUCUGCCCUUUUCAGAGAGAAUUUGAACAAACUGAUGACCAACCUCAGGAGUACCCAUCCUCAUUUUGUGCGCUGUAUCAUCCCCAAUGAAACAAAAACUCCUGGGGCCAUGGAGCAUGAACUUGUCCUGCACCAGCUGCGGUGUAACGGUGUGCUGGAAGGGAUCCGCAUCUGCAGGAAGGGGUUCCCAAGCAGGAUCCUUUAUGCAGAUUUCAAACAGAGAUACAAGGUAUUAAAUGCAAGUGCUAUCCCCGAAGGACAGUUCAUUGACAGCAAGAAGGCUUCUGAGAAGCUCCUUGCAUCCAUCGACAUUGACCACACCCAGUAUAAAUUUGGUCACACCAAGGUCUUUUUCAAAGCUGGUCUUCUGGGGCUCCUAGAGGAGAUGCGAGAUGACAAGUUGGCCCAGCUGAUUACUAGAACCCAGGCCAGGUGCAGAGGGUUCUUGGCAAGAGUGGAGUACCAGAGGAUGGUGGAGAGAAGGGAGUCCAUCUUCUGCAUCCAGUACAACAUCCGUGCCUUCAUGAACGUCAAGCACUGGCCCUGGAUGAAACUCUUCUUCAAGAUCAAGCCUCUCCUCAAGAGCGCAGAGACCGAGAAGGAGAUGGCCACCAUGAAGGAAGAGUUUCAGAAAACCAAAGAUGAGCUCGCCAAGUCAGAGGCAAAAAGGAAGGAACUGGAGGAAAAAAUGGUCACUCUCUUAAAAGAGAAAAAUGACCUGCAGCUCCAAGUUCAGUCUCUGACCAAAGCUAAAAUCAAGCUUGAACAACAAGUAGAUGAUCUUGAAGGGUCCUUGGAGCAAGAAAAGAAACUUCGCAUGGACCUAGAAAGGGCUAAGAGGAAACUUGAAGGUGACCUCAAGUUGGCCCAAGAAUCCAUAAUGGACAUUGAAAAUGAAAAACAACAACUUGAUGAAAAGCUCAAAAAGAAAGAGUUUGAAAUGAGUAAUCUGCAAAGCAAGAUUGAAGACGAGCAAGCACUUGGCAUUCAGCUGCAGAAGAAGAUCAAAGAGCUGCAAGCCCGCAUUGAGGAGCUGGAGGAGGAAAUCGAGGCAGAGCGGGCCUCCCGGGCCAAAGCAGAGAAGCAGCGCUCUGACCUCUCCCGGGAACUGGAAGAGAUCAGCGAGCGCCUGGAGGAAGCCGGCGGGGCCACUUCCGCCCAGAUCGAGAUGAACAAGAAGCGCGAGGCUGAGUUCCAGAAAAUGCGCAGGGACCUGGAGGAGGCCACCCUACAGCACGAAGCCACGGCGGCCACCCUGAGGAAGAAGCACGCGGACAGCGUGGCCGAGCUCGGGGAGCAGAUAGACAACCUGCAGAGGGUCAAGCAGAAGCUGGAGAAGGAGAAGAGCGAGCUGAAGAUGGAGAUCGAUGACCUCACCAGUAAUGUAGAAACAGUCUCUAAAGCCAAGGGAAAUCUAGAGAAAAUGUGCCGCACUCUGGAGGACCAAGUGAGUGAGCUGAAAUCAAAGGAGGAGGAACAACAGCGGCUGAUCAAUGACCUGACGACCCAGAAAGGACGCUUGCAGACCGAAUCUGGUGAAUUUUCACGACAGCUAGAUGAGAAAGAAGCUCUGGUGUCUCAGCUAUCAAGGGGCAAACAAGCAUUUACACAACAAACUGAGGAAUUAAAGAGGCAGCUGGAAGAAGAGAUAAAGGCCAAGAACGCCCUGGCCCACGCCCUGCAGUCUUCCCGCCACGACUGUGACCUGCUGCGGGAACAGUAUGAGGAGGAGCAGGAAUCCAAGGCCGAGCUGCAGAGGGCGCUGUCCAAGGCCAACAGCGAGGUGGCCCAGUGGAGGACCAAAUACGAGACGGACGCCAUCCAGCGCACAGAGGAGCUGGAGGAGGCCAAGAAGAAGCUGGCCCAGAGGCUGCAGGCGGCCGAGGAGCACGUAGAAGCCGUGAACGCCAAAUGUGCUUCCCUCGAGAAGACAAAGCAGCGGCUCCAGAAUGAGGUGGAGGACCUCAUGCUGGACGUGGAGAGAACCAACGCGGCCUGUGCCGCCCUGGACAAGAAGCAGAGGAACUUCGACAAGAUCCUGGCAGAGUGGAAACAGAAGUAUGAGGAAACCCAGGCUGAGCUUGAGGCCUCUCAGAAGGAGGCCCGCUCUCUCAGCACUGAGCUGUUCAAGAUGAAGAAUGCCUACGAGGAAUCCUUGGAUCAGCUGGAAACUUUGAAACGAGAGAACAAAAACUUGCAGCAGGAGAUUUCUGACCUCACAGAGCAGAUUGCAGAAGGAGGGAAACAUAUCCAUGAACUGGAGAAGAUAAAGAAACAAGUGGAACAAGAGAAGUGUGAACUUCAGGCUGCUUUAGAGGAAGCAGAGGCAUCUCUUGAACAUGAAGAGGGAAAGAUCCUGCGCAUCCAGCUGGAGUUGAACCAGGUCAAGUCUGAGGUCGACAGGAAAAUUGCUGAGAAGGAUGAGGAAAUUGACCAGCUGAAGAGAAACCACAUCAGAGUGGUGGAGUCGAUGCAGACCAUGCUGGAUGCUGAGAUCAGGAGCAGGAAUGAUGCCAUCAGGCUCAAGAAGAAGAUGGAAGGAGACCUCAAUGAGAUGGAAAUCCAGCUGAACCAUGCCAACCGCAUGGCCGCAGAGGCCCUGAGGAACUACAGGAACACCCAAGGCAUCCUCAAAGACACCCAGAUCCACCUGGAUGACGCUCUCCGGGGCCAGGAGGACCUGAAGGAACAGCUGGCCAUGGUGGAGCGCAGAGCCAACCUGCUGCAGGCCGAGAUCGAGGAGCUGCGGGCCACUCUGGAGCAGACGGAGAGGAGCAGGAAAAUCGCAGAACAGGAGCUCCUGGAUGCCAGUGAGAGGGUCCAGCUCCUGCACACCCAGAAUACCAGCCUGAUCAACACCAAGAAGAAGUUGGAAACAGACAUUUCCCAAAUGCAAGGAGAAAUGGAGGACAUUAUCCAGGAAGCCCGCAACGCAGAGGAGAAGGCCAAGAAGGCCAUCACUGAUGCAGCCAUGAUGGCCGAGGAGCUGAAGAAGGAGCAGGACACCAGCGCCCACCUGGAGCGGAUGAAAAAGAACAUAGAGCAGACAGUGAAGGACCUGCAACAUCGUCUAGACGAGGCUGAGCAGCUGGCCCUGAAGGGCGGGAAGAAGCAGAUCCAGAAACUGGAGGCCAGGGUACGUGAGCUGGAAGGAGAGGUUGAGAGUGAGCAAAAGCGUAAUGCGGAAGCUGUGAAAGGUCUGCGCAAACACGAGAGAAGAGUGAAGGAACUCACUUACCAGACAGAAGAAGAUCGGAAAAAUAUUCUCAGACUUCAGGAUUUGGUAGAUAAACUUCAGGCCAAAGUGAAAUCUUACAAGAGACAAGCUGAGGAGGCUGAGGAACAAUCCAACACAAAUCUAUCCAAAUUCCGCAAGCUCCAGCACGAGCUGGAGGAGGCUGAGGAACGGGCUGACAUUGCUGAGUCCCAGGUCAACAAGCUGCGGGUGAAGAGCCGAGAGGUUCACACAAAAGUCAUAAGUGAAGAGUGA